Polypterus senegalus (gray bichir) is the source of this 1492-nucleotide messenger RNA. Its product is annotated as zinc finger protein 664-like. Gene Ontology annotation, molecular function: RNA polymerase II cis-regulatory region sequence-specific DNA binding; DNA-binding transcription factor activity, RNA polymerase II-specific. The transcript is spliced from 2 exons. The coding region runs from base 34 to 1302 and encodes 422 amino acids. The record is from RefSeq and is a predicted model, not a curated record. Lineage: Eukaryota; Metazoa; Chordata; Cladistia; Polypteriformes; Polypteridae. Gene Ontology annotation, biological process: regulation of transcription by RNA polymerase II.
AAAGAAAAAGCUGAUGUUUACUGGAACAUCUCAAUGGAUCUGAAACAGGAGAGCUGUGAUGUGGACACAAAUAUCAUGGAUAUUAAGGAGGAGGACUGUGAGUUGGAGUCCAUCUGCCUUGAACAGGAAAUUCUGAGCAUUAAGGAGGAGAUCGGUGAAGUGCAGGUAGUGGUCAUUAAAGAAGAAGUUGAAGAGAAGUCUGUCAGUAUUGAGACGCUUAACCAUACAAAUCUGGACAGUGUAAAAGAAGACAACCUUAAUGAUGGGUGUCAAGAUGGAGCGGAGACCUGGUUAGACUCUUCUGAAAGCAGACACUGUUCAUCUCCAGAGCCUUCUGUCAAUGUGAAGACUGAAUCAUUACAGUCUAAACCAAAGAGGACUAAGAAAACGGCAUCUGUUAGAACUCAGGAAAAUCGGCCACCAUCUACAACGAAGUCUGGAAAAAUUUCUACAGGAAACAAAGAUCAGUGCAGUUUGGAAUCUGGAAAAGAAUUCUCUGGCUGGAGUGCUCUUCAGAAACACACUGGAGUUCACACCGGAGAGAUGCCAUAUUGCUGUAAUGAAUGUGGUAAACAGUUUUCACAUUUAAGCAGUCUGAAGAACCACACUAGAGUUCACACUGGAGAGAAGCCCUAUUGCUGUAAUGAAUGUGGUAAACAGUUUUCAAGUAUGAGUAACCUACGUAGUCACAAAAGAAUUCACACAGGAGAGAAGUUCUAUUGCUGUUAUGAAUGUGGUGAACAGUUUUCACUUCUAAGUAUUCUGAAGAGCCACACUAGAGUUCACACGGGAGAGAAGCCAUAUUGCUGUAAUGAAUGUGGUAAACGUUUUUCACAAAAGGACAGUCUCCAGAGACACACUAGAGUUCACACGGGAGAGAAGCCAUAUUGUUGUAAUGAAUGUGGUAAACAGUUUUCAAGUAUGAGAAACCUACGUAGUCACAAAAGAAUUCACACAGGAGAGAAGUUCUAUUGCUGUUAUCAAUGUGGCGAACAGUUUUCACUUCUAAGUAUUCUGAAGAGCCACACUAGAGUUCACACAGGAGAGAAACUGUAUUGCUGUAAUGAAUGUGGUGAACAGUUUUCACAAAUGAUCAGUCUUCUGAGACACACUAGAGUUCACACUGGAGAGAAGCCAUACUGCUGUAAUGAAUGUGGUAAACAGUUUUUACGAAAGAUCAAUCUUCAGAGACACACUAGAGUUCACACGGGAGAGAAGCCAUAUUGCUGUGAUGAAUGUGGUAAACGAUUUUCACAAAUGGGCAAUCUUCGGAGACACACUAGAGUUCACAACGUAAUAUAAAGGGUAGCAGUUCAAAGAUCAGUCCAGAAAAACAAGCAUCCUUCAGGACCCGAGAGUGAGGUUCACUUCUGUCUUGAAAAGUAAGCAAACUAAACUAUUGUUGACAAAUUAAUAUCUGAGAGAAGCCAUAUUGCUGUUUACGGUGACACCACCGUUCAACUGAAAGACAACACCCAGGUAACUUCUGUUU